Ustilago hordei is the source of this 390-nucleotide messenger RNA. RefSeq lists its product as uncharacterized. Gene Ontology annotation, molecular function: protein heterodimerization activity. NCBI's taxonomy places the organism in Eukaryota, Fungi, Basidiomycota, Ustilaginomycetes, Ustilaginales, Ustilaginaceae. The transcript has 2 exons. Gene Ontology annotation, biological process: peptidyl-glutamine methylation; rRNA (guanine-N7)-methylation; tRNA methylation. The record is from RefSeq and is a predicted model, not a curated record. The coding region runs from base 1 to 390 and encodes 129 amino acids.
AUGCGUCUUCUAACACACAACCUCCUUGCAUGCCACGCAAAAGCCUGUCAAACGACAUCGAACAACUUCCCACUUCUCCUCCAAAACGUUCAGCUUGAACUCAUCGAAGCCGAACCAAAUGAGACGUUCAUCAAGGGCUUCCUACCCAAGCUCGAUUGGCCAGCACUAGUCAAGACCGCGAGAAGUUUGGGUGAUACAUCGUUGCCAGACCAGGGUCCGGAUCCGUCGAAGCCGUUUGAAGAUGAGGAGCUGAUCAAGGCGUUACAUCGGGUUUUGCUAGAGAUUCACGUCGUCGAGGGUCAAAUGGUGUGCCCAAACUGCCAACAUAUCUACCAGAUCCGAAGCGGGAUCCCAAACAUGCUUCUUGCUGAGCACGAGAUCGGCAAGUAA